AUGGAUUCCCUCGAUCCUAUUCUUAAUGGCCUAAACACCGCCCAGAAGACCGCUGUAACCUCACCAGCCUCGGUCUUACAAGUCCUCGCUCCCCCAGGCUCCGGAAAGACCAAAACGCUAACGUCGCGUGUCGCGUAUCUCCUCUCGCAUCAUGGAUAUCGGCCACAAGAUGUCAUCUGUUGCACAUUCACAAUCAAAGCUAGUCGGGAAAUGCGGGAGCGACUAGCGAAGCUGGUUGGUGACCAAGUGCAGUCGCGGUUGAUUCUAGGGACCUUCCAUUCGAUUUGUAGGAGAUACUUGGUUGUAUAUGGGCAUCUGAUCGGGUUACGGAGGGGAUUCGGGAUUGCAGACUCGGGGGACUCUUCGGCCAUUAUAGCAAGAAUUGUAAAACGGCUCAAGCUCGGGAUUGACCCCAAGGUGGCCAGGUCUCGAAUAUCUCAUCAGAAAGCGCAUGGAAACUCUCCAGAGGAGGCUGCAGCGAAGACUAAUAAAGGAGGCAAAAUCCUUGAGCAACGUGAGUUUGUACAGGUGUACCAGGAAUAUGAAAAGGAACUCGCCACGUCCAACCUCCUCGACUACGAUGAUCUACUCUUACGGUGUGCAGAGCUGCUUCGCAAGCAUCCCGAAUGUGUUUCCAACAUUCAAGUCGUCCUUGUCGAUGAGUUUCAAGACACAAAUCAAAUCCAAUACGAUUUGAUGAACCUUCUAGCGUCUCGAAACAGACGUAUUACAGUUGUCGGCGAUCCAGACCAGAGCAUCUAUGGGUUCCGUUCCGCUGAGAUUAAGAAUCUGUCUCGGAUGCAAAAACUGUAUAGCAAUACAGAAAUUGUGCUCUUAGAGGAUAACUAUCGCUCGUCAGGCUCUAUCCUCAGUUCCGCCCAGGAUGUCAUUGAACAGGAUACGUCUCGACCAUCGAAGAAACUACAGCCGACUCAUACAUUUGGCACGUUACCAGUCUUGCGCAAACUGCCAUCGGCGCAUGCGGAAGCUCAAUGGAUCGCGCUUGAAAUCAAAAGGUGUGUGGGUAUGACGGGGAAGCUGCUAAAGUACUCCGAUUUUGCCAUAUUGCUCAGAUCUGCCCCGUUGUCGCGACAGAUCGAAUCGGCCAUGGGAAAGCACGGUAUCCCGUACCGGAUGGUUGGAGGCAAGAGAUUCUUCGACAGAGUCGAGAUCAAGCUGCUUCUUGAUUAUCUACGAGUCGUCAGUCAUCCUGAAAACACGGAAGCACUUCUACGCAUCAUCAAUGAGCCGUCGAGGAAAAUCGGCGAGGAGACGAAAAAGUCACUCCUGAACAGCGCCGAGAAGGCCGGCAAACCAUUCUGGGACUACAUCAAGGAUGUAGCGCAAGGUCGCAAGUCGACCGACAAACCUUUAAUGAAACCUGCUUAUCAAGGCCUCUGUGCCUUGGUUACAUUGAUUGAAAACUCCAGAGAGAAGCUCCGGGAAUGUACUGACAGCUCCGCGCCUCGAAGGAUACUAGACAUCUUGAUUGAAAGACUCUCCUUCCGCGAAUACCUCACUGCGACUUACGGCUCCAAUGACGAAAACAAAUGGGCCAAUGUUGAGGAACUCCUGGGUUUGGCAGACGAUGCGAUUGCGUCUGAAGAGCAGGAUGCGCGCGAUGAAAGCCUUCCUGAAAUUGAAGGCCUUGCUCAGGGGAAGGCCCACCCUGGUGAGGAAGCGCUGUCACAGUUCCUAGCGAACGUGGCUCUAUCUACGGAGGUCCUCCCACAAGAAGGAAGCGAAGGCGAAGAACAGGAGCAAGAGAAAGUCACUAUAUCGACCAUUCAUGCGGCAAAGGGCUUGGAGUGGCCUGUUGUGUUCGUUCCGGCAGUGUAUGAGGGUUCGAUUCCGCACUCUCGUGCGGAGGAUCUGGAUGAAGAGAGACGCCUGCUUUAUGUUGCUAUGACUCGAGCACAAGCCCUUUUAUACCUGAGUUGUCCACUCCGGCAGGCCCGGAAUAAUGAAGAAACUACCGUCACGCCGUUUCUGCCGCAUGAGUUGAUCAACAAGCGUCUCCGUACGGUUGGGCCAAAAUUGUUUGAGAAGAUUAUUUAUGGAAUUGCAGACAUAUUGCGGCGAGAACGCCCGUCAGCCGAAGCGAUGUUCGAGGGACAGCUCUCACUCGUUUCCCAGUUCGAUGAUCAGUGGACUGAAGAUGGACAGGAGUUGCCUGAUGCGGUUACCCGAUGGGAUGGCUCUCGAGCAAUGGAUGAUGAGCCUUUUGCCAAGCGGCGACGAUAUGAUCAAGAGCAUUUUUCGACAGCCACGACUGUCACGAGUAUGUCCUCAGCAUAUACCUUGAACGGUACCAGUUUCAUGACGCCAACUACUAUGUCCCUUGGGUUCUCAACAGCCCGCGAGUACAUAGCAACUGCGCCUGCGAAACAGGAGCCGUCCAUGGAAUCAGACCGUGGAGCGAAACGAAAACCAUCAGUCGGAAUUUCCAGCGGUUGUCAGCCCAGUGCUGCCCAGAAGAGCAUCUCGUCCUUUUUCGGCCAGCCCGCACCUCAGACGUCUCGCCAAGACACCCAAUCACGACAUAGGAGUGCCCUUCCACAAAGCCGAUCGCCUGCCACAGGUUUCCCUGCUCCGAGCAUAUCAUUGUCAAAUGUACGGUCCAAAGAAGAAAUUCCAGCAGAGUAUAUCAGACACCGAGCCCCGACUCAACAUUUCCAUCCUCCUCGGCCAAUUCUUGAACCGUCUGACCCGAACCGCUACACCUGGUUGACUGCCUCGAAGCCAGCAGAAAAGCCAGCCUUGCACAGUGCCCAGCUGAACAGAGGGACGAAUGCAGACGAGAGUCAUAGAGGGGUAGUGACAAGUAACGAUUUAGGCUGCGCAGGCACAGCUGAAGGAAUGAGGCCAGCAACAACGUUUCAUAUGACCACGAUGUCCAUGGUACAGUCCGGAGAAACGACGGUGAGACGGACUUUGGGAAUUCGACGCAGUAUGAACGGUUGGGAAGAACGGAUGAAGAGAGCAAAGUGA
Molecule: messenger RNA, 2991 nt
Organism: Aspergillus calidoustus
Lineage: Eukaryota; Fungi; Ascomycota; Eurotiomycetes; Eurotiales; Aspergillaceae
Source: the annotation of a GenBank genome assembly